UAUUGUUUCACCACGUUUCACUAAUAAUGACUCCGAAACAAUUAACAAUUUCCAAGAAACAUUUGCAUUUAUAAUUACGCGGCUUCUCCCGCCGUGAUUCCCCAUUGGCCCCCGCAGUCGGUAAGUCAGUCUCCCUCCAUUUGACAGAGUUUUCAAACCCCGCACCAUGAGCAUCUUCAUCCAAAAACUGAACCCCAUGACGGGGGUCAACGACUGGAUCGUCCAACAGGAAGAUUACGACUACCACCAAGAAGUCGCCCGCUCUUCCUUCGCAGACAUGCUGCACGACACCGAACGGAACAAGAAAUACGAAACGGCCCUAAAAUCCGCAAUCGAAGUGAUGCAUUCACGCGGCAAGAAAGCCAACGUUUUGGACAUUGGGACUGGAACCGGUCUCCUUUCAAUGAUGGCAGUGCGACAUGGGGCUGAUUCCGUGACCGCCUGCGAGGCCUUCAAACCCAUGAGUGAGUGCGCUUUCAAAGUGAUCAAACGAAACGGCUUCGAGAACAAGAUUAAAAUAAUCCCGAAACGAUCGACCGACAUUACAGUGGGCCCAGGGGGCGAUUUAGGGGCCCCAUGUAACAUUCUAGUGACUGAAGUGUUCGACACGGAACUAAUCGGCGAAGGGGCCCUGUCGACGUUCAGUCACGCGCAUAAAGUGCUCCUGGAGAAGGAUUGUAUCGUUGUGCCCCAAUCUGCCACAGUUUAUGCCCAAGUUGUCGAAAGCCCCUUUAUCCAGAGCUGGAACAGGGUGAAAGAUGUGUACGAUAACGAGGGCAAACUCUUGAUUAAAACCCCCUCAAGUGUGCGAAACUGCGCCGGUUCUGCAGCAGUCCACGACUUGCAAUUGAGCCAAAUUAAACCAAACUGUCUCAAAUUCUUAACGCAGCCAAUCCCCGUGUUUCGCUUUGACUGGUCGGGGAAUACCCCGUUUAUUUUCGACCAAUCAACCAUCCACAGCAUCAAGGCGGCGCAAAGCGGGGUGGCGCAGGUGGUGUUCAUGUGGUGGGACUUACAGAUGGACACCGAAGGUAAAAUUGUUCUAAGUUGUGCCCCACAUUGGGGCCCUCCCCAGGAGGCUGUGCCCUGGCGCGACCACUGGAUGCAAGCCAUUUACUACCUUCCGAACGAAGUUGUAGUGAGUAAAGACGCAGAACUGCACCUGGUUAGCUGUCACGACGAGUUUUCGCUUUGGUUUAAUGUUCGAUUGGACUUGAGGCUGAGUGAGGUGGAUUAUGUGAAACCGAUAUGCGAAUGUGGGCUGCAUAUGACGUUCUCGCGCACGAGAAUUGGGCAAAUUAACGAUGCGUCAAGGAAUAAAAAAUAUAUCAGUCUUUUGGAGAAAUGUAUAGAUAGGGAUAGCGUGAUACUUAUUUUAAGCGAUGGGUUUUAUCUAAGUCUUUGUGCGUCGAAAAUGGGGGCGAAGAAAAUUUACUACGUGGAAACGAACUAUUUGUCGCGGAAAAUUUUGAUUGAUUUUGUUGAGUUUAACGAGAUUACGAAUGUUGAAGUUUUUGAAAAUAUUGAAUCUCUGGUGAAUAAUGGGAAUCCGGAAAAAAUCAAUAUGGUGGUAGGGGAACCAUAUUUUUUGAAUAGUAUUUUGCCUUGGGACAAUCUCCUCUUUAUUUAUUUACUGAAAGGAGUAAGGAAUAUACUAACCAAUGACGCUAGACUGUUUCCUAAAAUUGCUGUAAUUAAAGGUAUAGCAGUGAAAUUUUCGGAUUUGAAUAAAAUCCGUUUACCGUUAGGAGAGUGUGAAGGAUUUGUCAUGAAGGACUUUGACGAACUUAUCGAGACAUCAAGUAACAUAAGUGACGAUAACGUGGAAGCACAGCCCCUGUGGGAAUACCCGGGAAUUGCGUUAAGUAAACCAGUGGACAUAAUAACAAUUGAUUCAAACAGUGUUCCGGAAAAAGUUGUGGAACUUUCUGGAGUGUUUGAAAUCGAUUCGAGACACGGAUCGUGCAAUGGUAUAGCUUUGUGGAUUGAAUGGUUGCAUGAAGAAGGUGCUAAAAGUGUUAUAUCUUCUGGGCCAGUUAUACCACCACAAGUUGGCCAACAAAUCGAAUGGGAUGUUCAUACAAGACAGGGCGUUUGCCUGUUUGCCGACAGAGCAACGUCUCACAUCAGUUAUAGAUUUAAAUUCGACUUUAAUGAAGGCAAUAUCACGUUUAAAUGGGAAUAAAGAAAUUAGAAAUAUAGUUA
Messenger RNA from Tribolium castaneum (red flour beetle), 2205 nucleotides. RefSeq names its product Arginine methyltransferase 7 (gene Art7). NCBI's taxonomy places the organism in Eukaryota, Metazoa, Arthropoda, Insecta, Coleoptera, Tenebrionidae. The coding region runs from base 167 to 2185 and encodes 672 amino acids. The transcript is spliced from 4 exons. Gene Ontology annotation, molecular function: protein-arginine omega-N monomethyltransferase activity. Gene Ontology annotation, biological process: peptidyl-arginine methylation. The record is from RefSeq and is a predicted model, not a curated record.